GCUCGGGCUUCGUUUCUCUUGGGUUGCCGUGGGCGAGUGUUGAGGACGGUGGUGGUGGUGUCGCUCUGCCGAGUGUUGGUAUCCUAUCAGCAGCGGCUCGAGGUGCUACUCAAAGACCACAGACUAUUGUUAGUGGGAACAAGUUGAAGCUUCAAGCCAAUCAUUCACCAUGAUGAAUCCGCCAGCCAUCGUCAUCACCUCUGCCUUCGCCUACUCGGAGAAACCUGUGCCCCUCGAGACCGGCAUCAAGGCGCGGAGGAGUUUCUGUGCACGGCAGCUGAGGAAAAUAAGCAAGGGCAUUCCUCCGGCUGUCCUUCUUCCCCAGCAGGAGCGCGCAGGACAAGCCUUCGGGAAUGUCCGCCGCUCACGUUCAGCGUCUCCCUCGUCAGCCAAGAGGAAGGAACUGACCAGUCCUCCUGCUUUGAAGAGAAAGUUCUUGCGGCAGGUGAAGCUUCCGCCGUUGCCCCAGAUAUCCAUCAGCAAGGGGCGGAAGGAAACCGCCAGGGAGGCGUCUACUAUGACCACACCGUCAUCAUUCGAGGAGGAACUUGCUGAUCAGGAGAAUCAGUCGCCCAACGAUCCAGAGUUUGUGCGUCGGGCUUCUGAACGUUGGCGGCGCAGGACAGGAGCCGUGCAGCUGCAGCCACCACUACAGCUGCUACUUCAGAGUAAUUGCUCUCUGCAGGCAACCUUUCAGUGGCCCAUCAGUCCCAGCCAGCAGUCAGUAGUGCAGCGACGAGUUUCGCCGCGACCCAUCCAUUACCCUCAGUCCCCCUUCAAUUCAAUGCCCACCUCACCCAUCCUCGGCCCCUCUCCCUUCAGAAGGUGCAGCACACAAUACUCCUCCCUCAACACUACCCACACUGAAUCCACUUUCAAGAGGUGCUCUCGAUCCUACUCCUCCUUUAGUUCCUUUUCCCGUCCCCGUGUGUCUGUUGGUGUGUGCGACCGUUCCCCGAGCAGGUCAUCUAGGCGGGGCAGACUGAUGGUGCGGGCUGGCAGGUCCGUGUCACCUUCCAGCCGCAACGUUGAAGGAGUGACACAAGCAUUACCAGAGCGACUUGCCCUCGAUGACACUGUGGCCGAGGAGGUAAAGAAUGCAGCGCGGAAGGAGCGACUCCUAGCAAACCCAGACCAGUUAUCGCUAACGGCGCCCUUUCGCCGUCUAAGUGCCAGAAUUCGCAAGUCAUUUCGCGGUUCCAAAAACGUGAGCAGCAAUAACAAAGGCAGUGACGACAAAAAUAAUACAAGCAACAACAGUUGCAGCAGCACAUAUAACAACAGCUCCAGCAGCAACAGUAUAAGUAGUAGCAGCAGUUACUGUAGUAACGAAAACACACCCAUGGAUUCAGCGUCAUCCUUCACCUCAUCCACCUCCUACCAGAGUUUUCUCUCUACUUCCUCGGGCUACUCCAGUGACUGCUCCAGCUCACCCUCUAGCCCCGCUAUCGUUCCCCGGCGGUUGUCCUCGCCGCCAGCCGCUCAUUCUACAGUUGCUGCUACGCUCCUGGCUGCAGGACGCCUCACCUUCCAAGACAUCUUUCUCGACGAGCCUCAGAUCGCCGAAAAGUUUGCAAUCAUGUUCCCGACAGAGCCGCGCCCGGAGUGGCACCGUCACCUGCGUCAGGUCAUCAACAAGGCGGGCCAGAAGAUAUUCAAGAAAGGCGAGCCCCAUGAAACCACCAUCCCAGAAAACUUACGCCAUCAACUGAAGCAUAUUUAUGUCUAUUAAUGCCAUCCAAUCAUAUUAUAUCUGUUAUAUUAUGCCCAGUCUCCUAUUAAUGUGGACUCGAUAGUGCUCUAUUGCAUGAUCUACAUACCCAUGCCUCCCCAUCCCUGAUCCCUUUCCACUCCCUUUUACCAAUUCAAUUCAAUUGUACUUCCUCACGAAUUCAGUCAUUGUUGUCCCAUCCCAGUCCUCAUCCCAUCCCAGUCUCAAUUAGUCCCGCCUAGUCUUUCACGUGUUGUGGAGAAGAGUUCAGCUUAUUCGUAAAGUAUUCUGGGUUCUGGCGCCGUACCCAACUCCACUUACACACGCAUUCACUGCAUGAAAGCUAUUAUACUCUCUCUCUCUCUCUCUCUCUCUCUCUCUCUCUCUCUCUCUCUCUCUCUCUCUCUCUCUCUCUCUCUCUCUCUCUCUCUCUCUCUCUCUCUCUCUGCCUGGAUCUUGUACGUAGGUAUUGCUAUCAGACAGCCUAAACUCACCCUGAGCCAGUUCAAAGAGGGCGCAACAGUCAUCUUGCCUGCGGCCGGGUUAACCCAAGCAUUUCCUCCUGUGUUCUCGCCAUCCUACGCGGUCUUAGCAGCACCGCCACAGACAGCAUCUCUUUCACCGGUAUACACGUGUCAGUCCUUCCCUUAUUGGUUCUGUGUCGACAUUUAUAAGAUAUUCUUUGUCCCUUAGUGUCACCAAUGACUGACACCGUAUAGUAAUUAACACCUAGCCCUCAUUUUGCGAGCUAGACUGACACCUUCAAGCAACAGACACCAGUAGCUGCUGGUUACUGGCACGUGCUGUUUAGAUUUCACCAGAGUCUUGCAGUCAGAUAACUAAAGUUGUAGUUGGCACACAGUAAUGCUCAGUGUCCUCAUACAUUAGGCUGUGUCAGUUCUUCCUCAUUUGAACAGACUACAUGCGGAAUCUAGCUGUUUCUAGACCAUCAUCAGCAUCCAAUCUUUGUAGCGUCCAUAAAGAGCGUCCAUCAACUUCACUCUUUUUCUAUAGUCACUCGCUGCGUAUACAACACACGACUGGACUUCCCAGUGCAGCCAGUCAUGACACUCCAGCAUCACAUAUUGAUCACUCCUGUCCAUUAACUCGCCUGUCACGUAUCGCGCUGCUAUUCAUCAAAUACACCCAAACAGAUGUUGGUAUCACUGCACACAUGACAACAUGACAGUCUCAAUCAAUACAAGCAGAUCUGUGCCUUACAAUAUGAUCAUAUUGUUAUUAGUUGACUCCAGAUAGAUGUCGUUUUAUACAUUAUGUAAAGUCAGUGAUGCAAAGACUAUUUUAGUGAGUGUGUGCGCGCGUGCGUUUUAGGCUGUUUUGUACUGUAUAUAAUGGCUGUUGAAUUUGUCUACGCUGUGUUUUCAAUAUUCUACUAUUCAUUCUUUACGAUAUCGCAAGAAGAGGUGGGGGCAAUGUAAGGCCAGCCACUGUCUUCUUUGCAUCACUCCCUUUCCUCAUUAUCAUCCAUUAUUUUUUCUUUAACUUGAACAUUUAAUAUGCACAGAUAAUAGUGUGCAUUAGUAAAUUAUGUGUGUGUGUGUGUGUGUGUGUGUGUGUGUGUGUGUGUGUGUGUGUCCACUACUGGCGCCACGCAGUCCAGUGGUAUAGGAGCGAUUCGCUGCCGCCUCCUCCACAUUGACGUUAUUAUUAUAUAUUUUAUUUCUAUCUUAUUUUAAUCAAUGUGCGUUGUUGAGGCGUUCAUGCGUCUAAGGGUGGUGUCGACCAGGGCCAGGAGGUGCAAUGGUCCUCCAUAGUGUCGACAUGAGGAUAGUUUUGUCCUCACCAAGUGUUCGUGGGAGGUUUUGUCUUUAAUGUAAUUCUUUUGGAGUCCGUCUUGAAUUGUGAAGUAUGCACCGCGAACUGAGCUGCGUGUAGGGAAUGGGAAUUUGAGGUGUUGCAGGGGAGACUGUUUUAAAAGGAUGGGAGAGGUCACGCAUUGCUCGGUCAGCGGCACAUAUUACACCUGACGGCAGAUCUCAGGGAACUGUAUGAUAAUUAAAUAUAAACUGAAAAUAUAUGUA
This is a messenger RNA of Portunus trituberculatus (swimming crab), 3753 nucleotides long. Its product is annotated as bromodomain-containing protein DDB_G0270170-like. Lineage: Eukaryota; Metazoa; Arthropoda; Malacostraca; Decapoda; Portunidae. Bases 170 to 1732 code for a protein of 520 amino acids. The transcript has 2 exons. The record is from RefSeq and is a predicted model, not a curated record.